AGUUUAAUUGUGACAGUGUUGCAGUAAAGAAGCAUAAUUUAGAAAUGCAUUAUUUUCGAAUAUCGGUGGUGGUGGUUUUGCUAGCAAAUAUUUUAUUUGUGUCAAUAACUGCUAAAAGUUAUGAGGGUUACAAAUUGUAUCAGUUAACACCAAAAGGAGAAGAGGAUAUAAACAUUUUACAAAACUUAUCUAAACAAGUAGAACGUUUUGAUUUUCUAAACUCUGAAACUGUUAUUGUGGAACCCAACAGCUUGAAGGAGUUUGAAAAUGCGUUAGAAAAAUAUCAACUAGAAUAUAAACUUUUAGACGAAGAUGUGGGCAAAACAUUAACACGUAAUUUCGAAGUGAAUCGUUUAAUGAAAACCUUAAAACCGUACAAAGGUCAAGAACGCUUAAGCACCGAACGUUAUUACAGCCAUGGCGAAAUCAAUGCUUACCUUGAGUACUUAGCCCAAACGUAUCCACAACGUGUUAUACUCAAGACCAUGGGCUAUUCCUUUGAAGGUCGUGCUUUGAAAGCCAUAACCAUAACCAAUGGUCAAGGAAGCUAUGAUAAAAAUGUUAUUUUAGUCGAUGGCGGUUUUCAUGCUCGUGAAUGGAUCUCACCAGCCUCGGCAAUUUAUGCUAUUGAACAAUUGGUGGAGAAUUUCGAAGCAAAUAAAGAACUUUUGGCGGAUUAUAAUUGGGUCAUAUUGCCCGUGGUAAAUGCUGAUGGUUAUGAGUAUACACAAGUGUCGGCCGACACUCGUAUGUGGCGUAAAACUCGUAAGCCUCUGUUCCAUGAGGGUGGCAUUUGUUAUGGUACCGAUCCUAAUCGUAAUUUUGAUUUUCAUUGGAAUGAGGAGGGUGCCUCUUCGGAUCCCUGUUCAAAUACAUUUGCCGGACCCAAAGCCUUCUCCGAGCCUGAGGCCAUGGUUGUGAGAGAUUUAAUACAUACGAAUAGUGUAAAAGGUCAAAUGUAUUUGACUUUGCAUUCGCAGGGUAAAUUGCUGCUAUAUCCUUGGGGUUGGACUGAUGCUUUACCCGAUACCUGGGAAGAUUUACACGAAGUAGCUGCCGCCGGAGCCGAUGCCAUAUAUCAGGCAACCGGUACCAAUUAUACCGUGGGUUCUUCGACAACUGUUCUAUAUGUGGCAGCUGGUGCCAGUGAUGAUUAUGCUUUCAAUGCCGGAUUUCCCAUAGCAUUUACCAUGGAACUGCCGGGUGCUGGUUCAACCGGUUUCGAUCCACCUGUUGAAAUGAUUGAUGAAUUGGUUAAGGAAACAUGGGUGGGCAUUAAAGCUAUGGGUCUUAAAGUCAUUGAAAAAUAUCCAGUUGUUUAAAUGUCAUACACACUAAUUAAAACGAUUAUGUACUUGUGCUUGAUUUACUUGUUGACUAAUGAAAAUAAAAGUAUUUUAACAAAUGGUA
Molecule: messenger RNA, 1410 nt
Organism: Calliphora vicina (urban bluebottle blowfly)
Lineage: Eukaryota; Metazoa; Arthropoda; Insecta; Diptera; Calliphoridae
Product: carboxypeptidase B1
Exons: 3
Coding region: 45-1322 (425 amino acids)
Biological process (GO): proteolysis
Molecular function (GO): metallocarboxypeptidase activity; zinc ion binding
Source: RefSeq, a predicted model, not a curated record